GCGAGGGAGAGCGCUUUCCCGCUCAUGGAUGCGUGGGGGGGCCCCGCGCCCCGCUGGAUCCGCCGCCGCGGGGCCCGGCUGCUGCUGCUGCUGCUGACCGUGCGGCUGGGGAGCGGAGCUGAUAAAGCAGAUGAUGAGGAUGAUGAAGAUCUAAUGGUGAAUAAAACAUGGGUCCUUGCCCCAAAGAUUCAUGGUGGUGAUGUAACUCACAUUCUGGACUCCUUACUGCAAGGAUAUGACAAUAAACUUCGGCCAGAUAUUGGGGUGAGAACUACGGUAAUUGAAACAGAUGUCUAUGUUAACAGCAUCGGUCCAGUUGACCCAAUCAAUAUGGAAUACACUAUAGAUAUAAUUUUUGCCCAGACUUGGUAUGACAGCCGUCUAAAGUUUAACAGCUCAAUGAAGGUGCUUAUGCUUAAUAGCAAUAUGGUUGGAAAAAUUUGGAUUCCAGACACUUUCUUCAGGAACUCAAGGAAAUCUGAUGCUCACUGGAUUACAACUCCAAAUCGUUUGCUUCGAAUCUGGAGUGAUGGAAGAGUAUUAUACACUCUAAGGUUGACAAUUAAUGCUGAAUGUUAUCUUCAGCUUCAUAAUUUUCCUAUGGAUGAACACUCCUGUCCUCUGGAGUUUUCAAGCUAUGGAUAUCCCAGAAAUGAAAUUGAAUACAAAUGGAAGAAAACCUCUGUUGAAGUGGCAGAUCCGAAAUACUGGAGAUUGUAUCAAUUUGCAUUUGUAGGGCUACGAAAUACAACUGAAAUUUCUCAUACCUUGUCUGGUGAUUAUAUUAUUAUGACAAUAUUCUUUGAUCUCAGCAGACGUAUGGGAUAUUUUACUAUUCAGACAUACAUUCCUUGUAUACUCACAGUUGUUCUUUCAUGGGUGUCAUUUUGGAUCAAUAAGGAUGCAGUUCCUGCAAGGACUUCUCUGGGGAUCACAACGGUGCUGACCAUGACGACACUGAGUACAAUUGCCAGGAAGUCGCUCCCAAAGGUUUCCUAUGUGACAGCAAUGGACCUUUUUGUUUCAGUUUGUUUUAUUUUUGUGUUUGCUGCCUUGAUGGAAUAUGGCACCUUACAUUACUUUACCAGCAACAGAAAAGGGGACAAAGGAAAAGAAAAGAAGGCAAAAUCUAAGCCAUCAAAACCAUCUGCAAUUGCUGUUCGACCUGGAUCAACACUAAUUCCAAUUAAUAACAUUAAUCAUCUCCCCGAACGUGAUGAUGAUUAUGGAUAUGAGUGCCUAGAAGGAAAAGACUGUGCUAGUUUCUUUUGUUGUUUUGAAGACUGCCGCACAGGAUCUUGGCGAGAAGGAAGAAUACAUAUCCGUAUAGCAAAAAUUGACUCCUAUUCUCGAAUCUUCUUUCCAACUGCCUUUGCAUUGUUCAAUCUUGUUUACUGGAUUGGCUAUCUUUAUCUGUAAAUUUCAGAGGUUUGACAAACUCAGAAAAAAAAAAAUACUAGUUGAAUAGUCAUUAAUAUUUUUAACUGAGCAAAGAUUAGAGCUGGUCUAAAAUGACUCAAAUUGUUUGUAUGCGUUAAAAAUUUGAAACAAUGAGAGGAAAUAUGAUGAUGUAGUCUCCCUCUUGUGAUCAACUGUAGAACUGAUACUGGUAUUUUGAAGAGAACAUUUUAAAAUAAAUAUCUCUAAGAUUUGUCUUUCCUGAACAUACAUGCAUACUUUUUUUUUCCAGCUCUAAGAAAAUGCAGAAUCACAGGCUAUGCUAUUUAACUGUACCAUCCUAUAUAAGCUCUCAAUUUUAAUCCUAAAUGAUUGUGCUGGAGGAUUUUGUAGCAUCUCUUACACCUUUACAAAGAAAGCCUUAAUUAAAUGGGAUUAGUUACUCUCAUCUGUUUCAUCCAUAAGGUGAUGAUUUUUUUAAUCCCUAGUUUUAAAAAGUUGAAAUGUAACAUUUCUUUUUUAAAUCAGCCAUUUGUUCUCUCCAGUAUGUUAAAAAGUGUGAUUAGAUGAUAAUUAAUCAAUUCAGAUUUAUACAGAAUGCAGAUAUUAGAACAGCAAUGGAUAUAUCUAAACCCAAGGGUAAUUCUGAGCUUGUCUUAUCCUGACCGUGUAUAGAGACUUUUGGCUUUCAACCUUAGAUUACAUUUAUAUUUGUGCUGCAUUUCCUGUUACUUUACUAUUGUGAGUUCCCUGAAGUUGUCCAAGAGGUCUACAGCUUUCAGAAAUUGUUAAACAGCUGCCAUUGCUUGUUCAUUUCGUGGAAAACAGACUGAUGUUGGCCAAGAUUCUGGCCAUUAAGCAUAAUGAUCUUCACAUUCUCAGUGUUGGAGAAAAAGUCAUAACCCUACAUUUGAAAGAGUUUCUAUCAACAGGAUUUGGAAGGCCUGUAACCGUGCUAUAGUCAUUGUACUCCAAGUCACUGUGUUAAAUCCUACAGUCCUAUGAGUUCAGUGUGUGAUCUGGUCCACUCUUCAUACACCAUGGUUCUGUAGAACUGGUUUGUUACUGCACAUGCCGCUCACUGAGCCAAAGACAAGUGGUAUUAAUAUAUUGAAUGUGUGGUAUGCAUUGCUGGGUAAUUACCUUCUUGAUAUUUGUUUGUUUCUAAUGGAAAAGACAUGUUAUGGAGGGGGAGUUAACAUAAUCCUUAUGCAUUGCAGAACCUUCUCCAAGAUGAGAUACCUUCCCCCAGAAUCAUAGGACCAGUUCUCUGUCCUUUCUGUGGUGAGAGCUUUGGUAGAAAUCCUGCAGUAGUAGUCUUUCUGAACUGACUUCUUGGUGUGGAUGGUUGCUGGCUGGAAGCAUUUGGUAUCUCAUUUCUAUUUCUAAAUCCAUUGUCUUCAUUAUGGAAACAUACAGUCUUUCCUCCUUUCUCAAAAAGAAACUGGUCUCAAGUGAGCUUGCAAAAAUUACUGUAAAAUUAAGAUAUAUAUUAAGUAAAAGUCAGCAUUACACAGAAGACCUUACAGAUCUUUAAAGAGGAUUAAUGGGAUUAUCAUUUGGCUGUAGGUAAGGAUGUUCAGUACUAAAGAUAAAGACACGAUUAAAAGCUAAGAAUAAAAAAUGUUGCAUGAAGGUCUCCCCCUACCCCCCAAAUAUUUCUGUUGAAUAUGCUCUCUCCUCUGAAUUUCCCAGAAAGGAUUACUGUAUUUAUAGUCUAACUGGUACCAGGCAUAGUAAGAUGUGAUAUACAAUUCACAUUUCAGAGGAAAUGUUACUCCAGUGUUCAGCUCCAAAAUUUAAUAGAGAAUGUGGGAUUAUGUGCAGUUGUACUGGAAGGAAGUGCAACAGAAGAUCCAAUUUUAAUUAAAUUGGACUUUAUUUCAGUAUUUGGCUGAUGAAAUAUAGGAGUGGUUGAGAGAAUGUGAAAGGCCAGAUGAGGAGGAUGGCUGGCAUUAUUUGUGGUAUGACCUUUCUGAGUACCAAGCUCUUCUAACUGUUGGACUGAGCGUGGAAGUGUGGUAUCAUUAACAACACUGAUCUGCUAUAAUUUAUUGGUUUUUUAGAGUCUCAUUUUCAUAGAAUGUUUAGUCCAAAAGAAAUAUACCAGUUUUAGUUCCAUAAUGUAGGUUGAUGCUUUUUGACAGCAUGCUGAACACAUUCCUCUGUAGGAGGGAUGAAGGUGGCUUCACUAGUAUGUUGGAUAAGUGCUUGAAAAGCAGUCAGCUUGCUGUACAAUGCAAGGCCUAGAUUUAGUGAGUUCCUGAGUUUCAUUAAUUCACCUUUAAACAAAGGAAACUUAAAAGAACUUGGCACUUCACAAGAGGAAAUAAAAAUUUCACAGCCUGCUCUCCUCUGGCUCAUCUAGUUAGCUUUUUCUAUUCAUGUGGUUGUCGGUUGCCAGUCAGCCUCCAGUGACUGAAUUGGAGAACAGAAAACGUUCAGAAUUGGCAAGGGAUGGAUAAGUCUUUCAUCUCUAAUUUCUAUGGAACAAUGUAAUGGAGUAUUAAACCUAUUGAAUGUUAUGGUUGUUUGGGUUGUGGGUACACUUGCUUCUGUCUGUUGACAAACUUUUCUGUGUACUUCAUUUGUUUCUGAUGAAAUAAUUUUAGUUUCUCAUAGUACCAUGGGUGCAAAUAGGAACAAGAAUGCAGUGAAUUUUAACAUGGCACAUAAUAAAUGUGUUAUUUUACUCCUAUGUAUUUUCUUUCUAAUCUGGAUGUAAACACUUGAUUUCAAGAAAUCUAAUUGAUACUUAAAAAAAAAAAAAGCAAGAAACAGAGAGUAUAAUUAAUUUGAGUUAGAUGCUGCAAUCGUUUUUCAAACUUACCUGGAUAAAAAGUUUGUUUACUCUUAGCUGGGAUCACAUAAUGGGAGUCAUAUUAUUCUGACCAUCACUGCAUAAGCACACAUGUAAACAUAUUCCUAGUUAGUACUGUUAUUAGACCAGAAUUCAGAAAAGAAUGCUUAUGUACUGUCAUAAAGAGUGAUGCUAUCUUGAAUUAAUGCCAUUACCACAUGCUUCAUUUGCACUAAUUUCAAUAAUGGGUGUUCAGUAGCUCAAAUAAUUGAACAUUAAGGAUGGGAGCCAGAGCCUUUUCAAUAAGAGAUUUUCUCAUUGAAAGAAAGGGACAUAAGAGGAGAAAUUUCUGUAAAGGCAGAGAGUGGAAAAAUUUUGGGAAAACUGUUUUAUAUUACAUCCAUCUUUGGCGUCUUCUGAAAUGUAUUUUUCAAAAAAAGGAGACUUUUCCUUGAUAUUUCUAUAUUAGUGUUUACCACUUGUCUGUUUUAGUAGUGGGUACAGAUCAGUGUGUUAUUUUGUUGGUAAGGUUCUGUCUAUGAUUGUACCUCACUGAUCUUCAGUGUAUGUCUUCUGUGUCUGAAUGAAUCUGUUUUAUGUAGUGGCAGUGCAACCAAAGCAUGAACUCUGGGUAAUGUAUUUUGUAUUCACAUGUUGAUGUGCUUCAAAGACUUUAACCUUAUCCAUUUUUCUGGCAUUCAGAGAUAUAGGAUUGUGUAAGACUUUGAAGGAGGAUCACAUCCAACAGUAUUUUUAUAACUUUCUGUUCUUUAUUUGGUAAGGCAGUAAAACAUUUCUUUAAAAUUGAUAUAUGAACUGUGCUUUGCAUUUUGUGAACAUCUUACAAUUGAAAGUGAACAGGAGGAGUCUAGAUUUAAAUAUCUAUCCGCCAAAAGUAAGACAUGUUUUAUUUAAUUGCAUCAGUCAUAAUUUCUGUCUACUGUUUCCAAAUAGCUGAGAACUAGUGCAAAUACAUUUUUCUGGUAGUAUAAUUAUUUUUUCAGAAUUCACUGUAGUUUCUCUCAGUUAUAACUUAAAUGUGAUCUUUCAUGUUUAUGAAAUGUUGUAAUUUUUAGUCAUUAUAGUAGAUACAGAAGACAGAAACUAAUGUAGAAUUCAAUAGUUGAAAAAUAGAAAGCCAGGAAUCAAAAAGAAUUACUGUGCUUCUGUUCCUAAAAAAGCUCAGUGAAUGUCCACAUACCUCAUGAAUGUGCUGGAGGAGGUGAAUGACUCACAGGGAGAGGUAGAAUUUUCUCCAGACUGUAGAAAAAGCUUUUGCUUUGGCUCAUGCCAUGGAUUUGCUACACAAGUGGUUCAAAUGGAGGAGAGGAAUGGAUCUGUCCUCCCUUUAUCAGUGAUCUCCUGGUUCUGCUUCGUUUCUGUCAGAACAGCAGCUCUAAUGCCUUCUUGCCAGAUGAAACAAAACCUGAAAAUAUAUAUUUAUUUUACUCUUAGUUAAUAUUUCACACAUAUGGGUGGGAUAAUCUGACAACAUACAAGAUUAUGAGCAAGUUUUUCUCCAAGGGAGUUUGCAGCUGGAAGCUGAAGGAUGGCUUCUUGUAAUGGGCAUUUUUCACUCGGUUGAGAUUCUGUACUGAAAACUGGUGGGAGGAAAGGAAACAGUGGUGUGAGGGAAAGAUUGAUGGUAACAGUGAUUCCAGAAUCAAGUUACAUGGAUCUGAGCAACUUAUAUUUUGUUCAUAGGUUUCUCACUGGUAUUUGUGGUAAUGCCCUUGAUUUCCCUGCCACAUAGUUAAAUAUUUUUACUGUUUUAAAUAAAAAAAAGGAAAAUAUUGUGAAUUUCCUAUACAAUAACUGCAGACUGAAUGAGCAAUAGAAAGUUAUCUUGAGUGAACAUUCUGGUGAAAUGUCAUACAGAAAAUGAUAAUUUUUUAAAAAUCUCCAUUUAAUAUUAGAGAUAAAACCAUUUUUAAAAUUACUGAGUAUUAAUUAGUGCAGUAAUUAGCACUGGGAAAGGCCUGGUACAGUUGUAUUUUUGAUGCUACGAUGCUAGUGAAGAAACAGGACAUAAACUGAUUUUACUCACUUGUAAAGCUCGCUGUGAAAGCCAGAGGGGUAAUGAAGGCUUUAGCAGAAAUCUCAUAUGGCCCUUGGAGAAAGGAGAUUGGCUAAAACUGGAGCAGACCAAAUGAUACAGCCCUUUUUACCAUAGGUGGGCCCUGUUCACUUGUAAUAUAUUGACUCUGAAAAAACUGUGAAAGCCUCAUGAUAUUUUAAGGAGAAAAAGAAAAAUCUGUAAAAUUCUUAUUCCCCUUCUCAGUGACAAAUCUUCCUUUGCCUGCAAAUUUUGCUUACGAUACAUCAACAUCACUUAAGCUGUAUGAGGAGGGCCAUGGGGGAUGUAAGACAGAGGACUCGUAAACUCUUCUACCUUGUUCUUUCUAGUUCCUUUUCUUGGUCAAGAAAAGAGGCUCAGAAGGGUAGGCAUAUGGCAUGUGUAAAUGAGGACAAUUUUUCUACUGACAACAGGGCCUGACUCCCACUGACAGGAUCAAGAGGGAUAAGACUCUGCUUAAAGUAAUAAGGCUUCUCUUUUAUAAUUCUUUAUAGUAGCUACUUUUCCAGAUAUCACCCAGGCUUACCUGAGAUUCAAAAUAUUUUUCAGGUUGGAAGUAAUUAUUUUGUGUGUUUCUGGCUUCAUACAAUGUCUUUAUCAUCAUGGUUUUAGCUGUAGUAAUUACCAUUGAGCCUUACUGAAUUCAAAAGGGAAGGUUUCCUCUUGAAGUUUCCUUGUUCAGGUGUUCCAGGUAGGAGAUGGCUUCCUGUCAAACAUUAAAAAAGUGAUUUUCAGUUGAUCCUGCUGAGGAGACAGACUGGCUCCCUGGGGUGGCAUUGGGAUUUCUGUGUCAUUUAGACCUGAGAAGGGUGAAGGCUGUUAAAACCAGUGACCACUACUGCCUCUACAGAGGAUAUAUUACUUUUGCCAAUUUGAUAUUUAAAAACAAAAUCUAAAACUGUUACAAUGGGUGUGAAAUGAGGAUGAGUCAUCAUUUUACUACAGAUGUAUAUUUUCCCUUGAAUUGUUUUUCUUCCUUAGGAAGUUGGCAUAUAGGAGUUUUUGGCUCGUGAAAUAUUACGAAAAGAGGUGAUGGUCACUUUAAACAGUAAAGUCAUGUUAGUGCAUCUGCCCAACAAUGGCCUAAGAGCAGUAGAAAUGAAAGCACUUCCCCUAUAGUUCAGAUUUUCUAAGAAAGAUGAAUGUGGAAAUUUGCAUAUUCAUAGGCCCAGUAUUAAUAUACAACCUGUGUUCACACUUCAGUCACUAAAAAAAUUCUUAAUGGUUUGUGCAUCUUCAGAGUAUCUUUUGUAUUUCCCACUGUUUUCCACUACAAACACUUGGACUCUUUGUUGAACAUGAAGAGUUGUGUUGUGAUACAAGAGUUGUGUUAUGAUACUUUUAAUUACAGUUUAAAUUGCUAUGGAAUAUACUUAAGAAUCUGAUAAUCUCAUAGUGAUUCUUAUAUAUAAAAAUUUGAAUAUUUUUACUUAAUUUACUUAAGCAAAUAACACUGCUAUAAUUUAUAU
Molecule: messenger RNA, 7744 nt
Organism: Hirundo rustica (Barn swallow)
Lineage: Eukaryota; Metazoa; Chordata; Aves; Passeriformes; Hirundinidae
Gene: GABRG1
Product: gamma-aminobutyric acid type A receptor subunit gamma1
Exons: 9
Coding region: 25-1419 (464 amino acids)
Biological process (GO): monoatomic ion transmembrane transport; regulation of postsynaptic membrane potential; chloride transport
Cellular component (GO): postsynapse; neuron projection; GABA-A receptor complex
Molecular function (GO): GABA-A receptor activity; inhibitory extracellular ligand-gated monoatomic ion channel activity; benzodiazepine receptor activity
Source: RefSeq, a predicted model, not a curated record